Clunio marinus is the source of this 1001-nucleotide messenger RNA. The record is from the annotation of a GenBank genome assembly. NCBI's taxonomy places the organism in Eukaryota, Metazoa, Arthropoda, Insecta, Diptera, Chironomidae.
ACGUUUUUCAUCUCUCUAAUUAAAAUUAAACACUCUAGAAAGAUUGGGAAUCUUCUAAGAAAAUUCACAAUUUUAACACCUCUACCGACCAUCUCAAGAGAUCCUAUCAGUAAAGUUAACUGGUCGCGAGCUAUUUGUGGAGAAAGUUGAUGUAGCACUUUAACACCCUGGUGUCUGAAAAUGUUUUAAAAAACAUAAACAAAAAUCUAAUUUGAAAAUUCAUCAAAUAAACAAAGUGAUAACAAUAUGACCGAGUCAGAAUCUUCCUUUAAUCUUACAUGUUUUGAUGAUGAUUUUGAUAAGCACACAGAGGAAAUAAACGAGUACUACGAGUAUCUAGAAACGCAUGAUUUCAUAGAACUAAAUUGGAAAUGUCCUGGAAGAAAAACCCCUCAGAAAGCAGAAGAUAUACCAAAAGUUGAGACGCCGACAAAAGAGCUGCAACACUCAAAAAAUAUGGAAUUUGAUUUUGAAGAUGAACUUCCUGAGCCUUCAACAACAAAAUUUGGUACUCCUAAUAGAACACCUAAAGCUACAUCAGCGUCGAAAAAGAAAACAACAACAUUCAGUCAAAUCAUGGAUAAAAUGAAGAAAAGUCAUGGAACUCCAAAAUAAUAUUUAUUUGGACUUUUUUUAUUGAUAAUGUUCAUUCCGAAAUAUUUUGUAAUAUUUUAUAAAAAUGAAAAACAUCAAAAUGUAUUGAAUGAAGUCUUUUUAAACUUCUGUGAAUUUAAACUUCAAAUCACCAUCAGGAAUGUUAACCAUAACACUUCUGAUUUUCAUAUCUGGAUAAUGCCACUCAACUUUAUAGUCACGGAUGAUUCUUGUCAAAAGCACUUCAAUUUCUAAUUCAGCAAUUCUGUGUCCAACUUUGAAAAGUAAAAAAAGUGGAUUAAAUAAAUGAUUUCAAAUUUUGUUUAUAAAUUUUUCCUACCACAUUUUCUUGGGCCAAAUCCAAAAGGAAGAAAACUAAAUGGAUGAGAAUUCCGAGAAUGUGGACA